GGGGCUGGUGUCACCCUCCUUCAGCUCCUCCACAGCUGCUGUGGGUCUGUGCUGGGGCGAGUUUGGGCUGCGGCUGCAGCGCCGAGGCUUUUCCUCUGCCCACUCUCCCCGCAGGGAGGAAGCUGGAAGGGACGGGACGGCGCCGGGAGAGCUGCCCCGAGGCCAAAGGGACGGUCCAUGACACAGAUCGUCCUCGGCCGUGAGGCUGGAGGCAGAGGAAGGGUUUUGGCUGCCGGCGUGGCUGUUGCUUGGAGGCUGGCCGGGCACCCGGCUGCCGGUGCGAGGUGAUGAGCGACUGCCUGUGCAGCACCGGGACUCGUUGUACUGUUCCCCUUCACUUCACAGGUCAAAGUGUCUUCAUCGCAACACGAGGGGUUUGUUGCUUUUGCUCUUCCUGGUCUCUCCCUGUCCCACUGCGGGGGAGUGUGAGUGGGUUUGUGGGCGCUUGGUGCUGCUGGGGGUCAGCCCCCUGCGACCCCAGGGGAUGUCUCGGGUGGGCUCGUCCCCACGCACGUCCCGGCUCCGGGGCAGGCUCGCCAGGCGCGGCCGAGCUCGGCCCGGGCGGUGGGGCCGAAGCGGGCGCUCCGGCUGCCGGGGUGCGGCGGUGGCGGAUCCCGCUCCUCCGGCCGCCGGCCCCUUCCGCUGCCAGGGGACCCCGGCCCGGCCCCACCGCCAGCGCCGCCCUUCCGUGCCGGGAGCCAAGCCGGGCCCCGUGACCCGCCCCCGCCGGCCGCGCCCCGGAGCCGGAGGGGGGAGGAGGGGCCGAGGUGGGGGGAGGAGGGGCCGGAGGGACCCCGGGCCCCCCCCCCCGCUGCUUCCCGCGGCCGCACGUGACCGGAAACAGGCUCCCGGCCGCGUCGUCACGUGAGCAGAAGCAGGCCGGCGGCAUGGCGGCGGAGGGCGAUGUGGAGCUGGAGCUGGAGACGGAGCCGAACGGCGGCGGCGGCGGCGAUGGGGCGGGCGGGCGCGCGGCCGAGAAGCCGCGGAAGCACGACAGCGGCGCGGCCGACCUGGAGCGCGUCACGGACUACGCGGAGGAGAAGGAGAUCCAGAGCUCCAACCUGGAGACGGCCAUGUCGGUAAUCGGAGACCGGAGGUCCCGGGAGCAGAAAGCGAAACAGGAGAGGGAGAAGGAACUGGCAAAAGUGACCAUCAAGAAGGAGGACCUGGAGCUGAUUAUGACAGAGAUGGAGAUCUCACGGGCGGCCGCGGAGCGCAGCCUUCGGGAGCACAUGGGGAACGUAGUGGAGGCGCUCGUCACUCUCACCAACUGAGUGCCGGGCACCGGGCCGGCUGCAGCCGGGUUCCGUGUCCCUACACAAUAAAGGUGCCGUUGGGAGCAGGUA
Messenger RNA from Strigops habroptila (Kakapo), 1346 nucleotides. It is a transcript of the gene HYPK, whose product is annotated as huntingtin interacting protein K. Bases 888 to 1274 code for a protein of 128 amino acids. NCBI's taxonomy places the organism in Eukaryota, Metazoa, Chordata, Aves, Psittaciformes, Psittacidae. The record is from RefSeq and is a predicted model, not a curated record. Gene Ontology annotation, biological process: protein stabilization; negative regulation of apoptotic process. The transcript has 4 exons.